UUUAUUCUUCCUUCUAAACAGUAAUUGAAGUUAACUCUCGAGUUACGCCGCGUUAAUUAAUGUAGAAAUAGUCUCGAGCGAGAACGCACGCGCAGUGAAAUACCGUUCAAUAUAAACAUCUUAUAUUGGCUGAUACGUUAGAUAGCUGUGCGUUUAGUGUGUUGUUAUUUCUACAUAUUUACGAGAAUAUUUAAAUCCUAUACACAAUAAUGGCUGAAGCAGGAAAUACAUCGGAAGGGAAACGGAAUAUUAUGAUUGCUAUGGAUGGUAGUAAACACGCAGUUUUUGCCUUUGAAUGUUUUGUGGAGAAUAUAUACCGUGAGGGGGACAAUGUGAUAAUGGCUCAUUGUGCUGAACAUUCGAUUAAUCUGCCAGCUACAAUGUUAAAGGCUGACAGCGCAGCUGAAUUAGAAUCUUUGAUGAAACAACACGAAGAGAAGUUAUCUAAAACAUUUCAAUUUAUUGACGAUUUAGCAAACAAACACAAAAUUAAACAUACUUUAGAAUGUUUGAAUGGAUCGCCAGGCGAGUCAUUAGUAAAAGCAGCGGAACAACAGAACGUUGAUUUGAUAAUUGUCGGAAGUCGUGGUCACGGUACAAUACGCCGCACGGUGAUGGGAUGCACGAGCGACUAUGUUGUACAUCACUCCCGCGUUCCUGUGAUGGUGUGUAAACACGAGGACGAACAUCAUAAACUCAAAUAAUACAGCAAAACUUAACAUUGACUCUAAAUAUUUCACCAACACCCUGCGUUAUUUAUGUAAUGAGCGCGCCCUCUAUUGACAAUUAAAGUUUACUAUUAAACAUUAUGUAUUACGUUGACAUAUGGAUUGGUUUAGAGCUGUGUAGUUAUAUGUAUAUGUGGUUAUUUUAUCAUAUCACAGAGAAUAAUAAAGAUAAAUGAUUUAAAACAUU
Ruditapes philippinarum (Manila clam) is the source of this 915-nucleotide messenger RNA. RefSeq lists its product as uncharacterized. The coding region runs from base 210 to 704 and encodes 164 amino acids. Lineage: Eukaryota; Metazoa; Mollusca; Bivalvia; Venerida; Veneridae. The record is from RefSeq and is a predicted model, not a curated record. The transcript has 4 exons.